This is a messenger RNA of Xenopus laevis (African clawed frog), 2048 nucleotides long. RefSeq lists its product as uncharacterized. The transcript has 2 exons. NCBI's taxonomy places the organism in Eukaryota, Metazoa, Chordata, Amphibia, Anura, Pipidae. Bases 686 to 1891 code for a protein of 401 amino acids. The record is from RefSeq and is a predicted model, not a curated record.
AGUGUUAUUGCAUAUGUAACCGACGUUACGUUUCGGUCCCCAUUGGGACCUUUCUCAAGGUGAAACAUGUGCCAAACAAUUCACUGAAUAAAUACCCUCCCCUCCCAAGUACAGACAGGAAGUGACCCUUCAGUAAUUAGCAUAUAAAAACAAACAAUGCUCCAUGUGCAAAAGAGGAGACAGGACGUGACUUACGCUUGGUACGAAAUGAGAUCUUACAGUUUGAAACCUCACACAUACAGACGAUAUCGGCGGACAAGGACAAUGAUUGGCUCAAACGUUUACAGGAUCAAGUGUCACAAUAUAAAUCCGAGAUACUUGCCUUUAAGAGAUCCAAAUUUAUGCGGGUGACACAGGACUACAAGGAUAAUACAGUCUACCGGUGGCGUCAUGGAGGAAGGCAGGGCACGUACAGGCGGAGAUUUCCAACACGCAAGGCACGCAAACCCCCUGGUUACGUCUCAAGCAGCGGUGAUUCGGAGGAGGACGCUGACGCGUCCACACAGGCUGCCGGGGAUGCUUUUUUAUCCAUGGAAACACCGGCGAACACGGCGCUAGAAAAAGGCAUCGCCGUGGAGGACGCAAACACGGCCAGAGGAAAGGGUCGGGGCAGACCUCCGCGCUAUGGCGGCCGGGGGACCAGGAACAGGCAAUUAUAAAUUUAUCAAGCCAUCAACUGACGGAUAUGGAGACGACUGUACUGGCAAAAGGUUUGACUUUUGUUCCUUCCACACGUACACAUGAUUUUAAUAUGGCUGUAGAUAAUUAUAGAUUCACUCGCUCCCUGCGCCUGAGAGAACACUAUGGCUGUAGUCCAAAUGGGCGGGCUCAGGACAGUAUACCCUCUGGUUAUAAGUUGCGCAAUAACUUUGAUCCCAUCACUCAGAAUACCUCUCUUAAGACCUUUGCAAGGAUGGUUAAUGGGGCAAUUAGGGAUACACCUGCCAAGAUACACAAUAGGGGAAAUCUGAACAAGAAGGAGCGGGAGGCCCUCGAGCAGUUAAAGAACAAUCCCUCGAUUAUUAUUAAACCAGCGGACAAGGGUGGAGCCGUAGUGAUACUGGACUAUGCAUAUUAUAAAUCUGAGAUUUGUUCCCAACUAACUGAUGAUUCCUGUUACCAAAAAUUGACUUUUGACCCCACUUUAAAAUUUCAGGGGCAACUGGGCAAAAUGUUGGAUGAAGCCGUCAUACAAGGCUGGAUUACGGAAGAACUGAGAAAUUUUCUGUACGUCAAGGACCCGAACUGGCCAAUUGUUGCAACGGAUCCAGAUUUGGGCAAGCUGGUGAGUGACGGUUUUUCUUUUGGUUAUAAACGCAGUAGGAACCUAAAAGAGUUAUUGACACAAACAGAUCCAACCAACAAAUAUACUUGUCACUCCAAAAAAUUGACGGGUAGACCUGGAGUAUAUAGAUGUGGCAACUGCAGUAUGUGUAGCACACUCAUAACGGGCAAUCAGUUUUUUCACCCACACACGGGUAAAGCAUACAGGAUAAAGGACAGAUUAACCUGUACGUCCAAAAACGUGAUAUACAUAAUUAAAUGCCCGUGUGGAUUUGUGUACUGCGGUAAGACUUGCAGGCAAUUGAAAGAGCGCAUUAGUAUGCAUCGCUCCUCAAUUAGGGCAGCCUUGGAUCCUAAACCUAGGGGAGAUACAAAAAAACAGGAUAUAUCCAAACAGCCGGUAGCACAGCACUGGCUAAAUGCUAAACACUCUAUUACAGCAUUUAAAUGUAUGCCGAUAGACUCUAUUCAAACGCCCCCACGAGGAGGAGAUGUUGACCGUUUAUUGCUGCAACGUGAGGCCUUUUGGACCUAUGAACUUGACAGUGUGGCACCCAGGGGAUUGAAUACCUACCUUCAAUUUAACAGCUUCUUACCGUUGAGAUGAUGUUGAACUUCGACACUCUGUUUGCAAUUUAUGUAGUUCUUUAAAUUAAAUUAUAUAUGUGGGUAGGGAUUCCUUUGGGGUGACAGGCAGUAAAAAAAUGUGUCUUUGAGGUACGUAUAUGUAAUUUAUGAUUAUUUAUAUGCCAUAUCAGUAGCUU